UUUCAGCCGUCUGCAAAUCGAAGCCCGUCGGCUAACGCCUCUGGAAUACGCUGGUGACGACAGCGGUUUACUUCUGCAUAACUAGAAUCGUUCCUCGGAUAAAUUUCGGCAGUGGUUGCCCUCCGACCACAGCUGAGUGAUGCUGGCGUCGCUGUAUAACGGCAGUGGAUGAACACGUUAGCAUUGAUCGUAUUGUCUCAGGGAGCCAGCUAGCUCAGCGUAAGUCGCUAGCCUGAAGUGUUGAACCAGAGAGCUAGCAAGCCAAUGUCUUAGUGCGCUCGGUGGAAGGCACAGGGAAAGGUUUAGUCGAAACUUUACUCGGGGAAGGACUACGAGGAAAUAAAAGGAAAAUGGCUUGUGAGCCCAACCGUGUCAAGCUGCUAUGUAUGCUCUCGUUGACUUUUGGUUUUUUUAUCGUCGAAGUGGUGGUCAGCCGGAUAACUUCAUCUCUGUCGAUGCUGUCGGACUCCUUUCAUAUGCUGUCGGAUGUCAUUGCCUUGGUAGUGGCUCUGGUCGCGGUGAGAUUCGCUGAGAAAACCCAGGCGACCAACAAAAACACCUUCGGCUGGAUCCGGGCGGAGGUGAUGGGGGCUCUGGUCAACGCAGUGUUCCUCACUGCGCUGUGCUUCACCAUCGUCCUGGAGGCUGUAGAGCGCUUCACAGAGCCCCAUGAGAUCGAGAGCCCGGUGGUGGUGGCCGGGGUCGGUGCUGCCGGGCUGGUGGUCAACCUUCUCGGACUCUGCUUGUUCCACGGACACGCAGGCGGAGGCCACGGACACUCACACGGAGGUCAUGGGCACUCUCAUGGAAACAAGAACAAGAGGGUAAAAACCAAGUCUAAGAAGGCUGGAAAUGGAUCUACUUUAGAAGAGACCAACAACCUAGUGGGGAACCACAGCAGCCCUGGUGAGGCCAGGCAGAGAAAUGAAUUAAGCCGUAAAGGGAGCACAGAGGUGCAGAUGAAUGGAAACACCCACUAUGAAGAGAUGGACCAUGGCCAUGAACACGACUCAUCGCAGCUCAACAUGCGUGGAGUGUUCUUGCACGUGCUUGGUGACGCCCUGGGCUCUGUCAUUGUGGUGGUCAAUGCUAUUAUAUUUACCUUUGUGUGGAAGCCCUGCAAAGCCCACGAAACAUGCAUCAACCCAUGUAUCAACAGCCACACUACGGACCACCAGCACGUCAACCACACAUUGAUCAACCUGCUGGAAGGUCCCACUGUGUCACCCAUGACGGUUGCUGGUCCCUGCUGGGUUCUCUACCUGGAUCCCACACUCUGCAUCAUUAUGGUGUGCAUCCUGCUAUACACCACCUACCCCCUGCUCAAAGAGUCAGCCCUCAUCCUGCUGCAGACCGUGCCUAAGCAGAUCAACAUGCACCGCCUCAACGAGCGGCUUCUGAGUCUGGAUGGCGUCCUUGCAAUCCACGAGCUACACAUAUGGCAGCUGGCCGGCAGUCGCAUCAUAGCAACGGCGCACAUCAAGUGCCACGACCCCACGUCAUAUAUGGACGUGGCCAAGCGGAUCAAGGACUUCUUCCACGACGAGGGCAUCCACGCCACCACCAUCCAGCCAGAGUUUGUCACAUUUAGCUCGGAGUCUCGAGACUCCCUGUGCGAGCUCUCCUGUCGGACUCAGUGCGCUCCCAAGCUGUGCUGUGGCUCAGGGGACAAACAGGGUGCAGGCCCUGAGAGGAAGACCAGUAGUGACUGCAGAGCUGCAGCCUCAGCCCUGGAGGUGAUAAAUGAGACCCCAGAGCAGGCUGCAGCCAUUCAGGUGUGCCCUCGCUCAGAGGCUGAGGUCAUGAUAGCCAGAGAGGUGGAGUCAUCUCUGUGAGAUGGAGGGGAUGGAGAGAAGCAGAGGAGAAGCUGGAAAACCAUUGCAUCAGGCUCAUCCUCAUUGUCAUUGGUGCUGUUUUCUUUUAGAUCUGUGUCUCUGUCACAGACAUACUUUCCUCAGCCUUACAUUCUCUGUCAUUGCCUCUUGUUUUAGGUAAAAUUUCCCCCAAAACCCUCCGUGAUCAUACAUUUGAACUUUUUUAUUCCACUUUGAUGACUCUGUUUACCGAUUUCCAACCCCCCCAGCCUCUCCUCUGCCCUUCUCUUGUUGUCUGUUGCCCUGGCAGUGUCGUGGCCAUGCAUGUUGGGGUUCACUGACCUAUCUCCUCCAGGACCGGAGCGAGGCCUGCAUGAGUGUCCCUCAUUAGCACCGUGUUGUGAUGUGUCAUCUUGUCCCAUGGUGUUUCUGUGCCAAAACUUGUCACUGCAGGAUUGAAAGGAUCCAAGCGAGUCCCCCUCCACUCUUUGAAAAGGACACACACAAAAAAAUGCAAGUCAGAGCACACACCAUUAGGUUAUUUUGUUUAGCCUACAGACCUGUUGGCAAAGAGUCUACCUUUGUUGUCUUUAGCAUAGGCUUUAAGCAGAUCUAUUUUCUUACUCUGGCCCAAAAUUGAAGAGUAUUGUAUUGCAUACUAAUUUAAGUAUUUAAGUUAUUAGAAAAGCUCUAUUUCUCUCUGUAGAUGCUGUUUAAUAUUUAGUUUGGAUUAUAGAAUCAUUUUUGCAAUUUUUUUUCUGUCUUGAAUAUUUGACAGAACAUCUAUGCUGUAGUCAGGUUUUUUAUUAUUAAAGGUUAUGUUUUUUAAUGAUUCUACUUCUCAAGACUUUCCUCUGGCCUUGACUCAGUUGAAAUUGCAGUCCUAAGUUGAAUACAAAAGCCGUAUCUACAACCUCUUUCACAUUGCCUUGUAAACUCAAACAACUGCUGUGGUAAAGCACUGAGUGUAGUCAACACAGAAUAACGGAACUUGUUGCAAUGGCACAGUCACCUAAUUAAAUGUUCCUUUAUCAUUUUGAUGCCUUGCAAGCCAGAGGGUCAAGUCUGUUGUGAAGCAAUUAGCACUGUAUGCUAUUAUGAGUAAUGAAACACUAUUCUCUGAUUCUGUAAUGGAAAGCUUUCCGAUGGUGGCUGUUGAUUUUAGUUAAAUAUCCUGAUGAAUGUGUUCGGCACCUAGUCACUCUCCAUGCUGGAAUAUGGUGUUUCCAGGACGUUCUACUAUGUUUGCAUGACCAAACUGAGACCUGGUGUUCGACUUUUAUGAGCUCCACUUUGAGCUCCAGUUGCUGCUUACCAGUUUCUGCUGGUAUCCCCCAACAUUAGUCAUAACUGUGUAGGGAAUGACUCAUCUUGUAGUUCUUCUGUCCUCUGCUGUGGACUGCUGAGCCAGCUUUUUGUUUCUCUUGCUGAAUUGAAGUCCAUAUAGUGGCCUUUGAAAUUUUAUGGAUUUUCCCUCAUCACCACAGAUAUCAUUAGAAGGUGAUCCAUCAAUGUGUCUCCACUCCCAAUUUAAUGUGUAUGCAAUAUACUGUGUGAUGGGAAAUAUAUUUGAUGCGUUCCUCCAUUUGUAAUGUUGGGUCACUUUUAUUCUUUGUCUUUAAAGACUUGAGCUCUAUGUGCAAAUUGAAAACAAGUGUUUUUUAAUUUUAGAUAUGACAUGUCAACUGAUGUGUUUUUGAUAUACUAUAUAUCAACAGUACUGUCCAAUGUGUCAUUGUGAAAUAAAAAAAAUAUGGCUGUUUGGUACAGUUUAUCAA
Cheilinus undulatus (humphead wrasse) is the source of this 3592-nucleotide messenger RNA. RefSeq names its product solute carrier family 30 member 1a (gene slc30a1a). The coding region runs from base 351 to 1835 and encodes 494 amino acids. The transcript has 2 exons. The record is from RefSeq and is a predicted model, not a curated record. Gene Ontology annotation, cellular component: Golgi apparatus; endoplasmic reticulum; membrane. Gene Ontology annotation, biological process: intracellular zinc ion homeostasis; zinc ion transmembrane transport; detoxification of zinc ion. Gene Ontology annotation, molecular function: calcium channel inhibitor activity; zinc ion transmembrane transporter activity. NCBI's taxonomy places the organism in Eukaryota, Metazoa, Chordata, Actinopteri, Labriformes, Labridae.